Molecule: messenger RNA, 997 nt
Organism: Drosophila ananassae
Lineage: Eukaryota; Metazoa; Arthropoda; Insecta; Diptera; Drosophilidae
Exons: 5
Coding region: 97-675 (192 amino acids)
Source: RefSeq, a predicted model, not a curated record
AUUUGUUUUGUACUUUCAAAUUGUACAAAGCUUUAUUGCCCUUUAUUUUUGAAAAAAUAGCUUAAUUACGAACAUCAUGAUAGGAAUCACAUCUAAAUGAAAGAUCACUUGCAAAAUAUUGUAUUAACAAUGAGGUUCAUAUCUUUGUUCUGCGCUAUAUUAUUGGCUUUUCAAAUAAGCACAUCCCUCUUUGGUGAAGCCGUGGUGUUUAAGUUUACAAACUAUGUAUGUCUGAGCUACAACGAGUCCUGGUUCAUUUUUCACAACUGCCGGCUAAAGGCAGUUAGUCGGGAUAAGGUGAUCUUGAACACGAACGGAACCAUCCUCUUUCCGGCUUUCUCCAUCAUCACUCACAGCAAGCUAUUCAAAAAGGCGAACGGAUACAAGCCAUGGCUAUUUGAUACCAAAGUGGAUGCCUGUCGAUUUUUGAAGAAACGUUAUGAUCCUUUCGCCAAAAUUGUUUAUGGUCUCUUUAAAGAAUUUUCCAAUAUCAACCACACCUGUCCGUAUGUGGGUCUGCAGGAAGUAAGGGGCUUCUUUUUAAGGCCUGAGCUUUUGUCGCUUCCCAUCCCAAGUGGGGAUUACAUGCUGUCGUUGAGAUGGUAUUUUCAUAAGAAACUAGUGUUUGACACAAACGUCAGUUUUACAUUUACAGAAGAUUUUCUUCAUGGAUAGUAACAAAUAUAAAAUAAUGUCGGCACAAGCUUGCGACAAAUUUUGCAAAAUUAUUGUACAUUUUAUAUUAACAAAAUACGCCUUGGAUGGUUGCUGAUUUGGCCGAAAACAUUAUGUGACAACCAUCGUUUACAACAUUUUUUAAGGAUAAUUCUAAUUUGAAUCAUAAUUGUCCCUAUUCGUUAAACUAUUCUUCCAGCGCCUAGGUUUCCAGGGCCUAGGUUAUGGGUGUUCAAGUGUUUCCCGAGGCAAUCCCAGUUCCACUUCCGUCUGGAAAUUACCUAAUUUUAAUUAAAGGGUCUGAAGCCGAAAUGUUUCCACA